Messenger RNA from Mirounga angustirostris (Northern elephant seal), 744 nucleotides. RefSeq names its product small ribosomal subunit protein uS13-like. Lineage: Eukaryota; Metazoa; Chordata; Mammalia; Carnivora; Phocidae. Gene Ontology annotation, biological process: translation. Gene Ontology annotation, molecular function: structural constituent of ribosome; RNA binding. The coding region runs from base 1 to 696 and encodes 231 amino acids. The record is from RefSeq and is a predicted model, not a curated record. Gene Ontology annotation, cellular component: small ribosomal subunit; cytosol; ribosome. The transcript has 2 exons.
AUGACACGGGGUCCCAGCGGCAGCGGGAGACAGAUCCUGCCGGCAACGGGAGGCGGGGAGGAAGGAGGAGAAAGCACAGGCCCGGCCCCUCCGCCGAGCAGCACGCACGACGGCGGCGGCGGUGGUGGUGGCGGCGGCGGAACGGGCGGGCCGGGCGCCGGGCGGCACCUGCGCGCAGACCGCGCGCCCCGCCCCGCCCCUCGCUCCCGCCCGCCCCGUCCAUUGGUCCGACCAGCCAGGAGGCGGGAGCAGGGCGCCCCGUUCCAGCACAUUUUGCGAGUACUCAACACCAGUAUCGAUGGGCGGCGGAAAAUAGCCUUUGCCAUCACCGCAAUUAAGGGUGUGGGGCGAAGAUAUGCUCAUGUGGUGUGGAGGAAAGCAGACAUGGAUCUCACCAAAAGGGCCGGAGAGCUCACUGAGGAUGAGGUGGAACGUGUGAUCACCAUUAUGCAGAAUCCUCGCCAGUGUAAGAUCCCAGACUGGUUUUUGAACAGACAAAAGGACGUGAAGGAUGGAAAGUGCAGCCAGGUCCUGGCCAAUGGUCUGGACAACAAACUUCCUGAAGACGUGGAGAGACUGAAGAAGAUUACGGCCCACAGAGGGCUGCGCCACUUCUGGGGACUUCGUGUCCGAUGCCCCCACACCAAGACCACAGGGCGCCGUGGCCGCACCGUGGGUGUGCCCAAGAUGAAAUAAAUCUGUAGGCCUUGUCUGUUAAUAAAAUAGUUUAUACACCUAAAAAAA